AGAAAAUUAGAGCUGACGGUCGUGUCAUGAUUGAUAUUCAAAGUUUUUCAACUAUGAAUCCCGAUUAUCCAAUGGACGAUGACAAACCGCCAAAUAAAUGUGAUAUUAAAAUGUUUAAAGAAAAGGACACUUAUCUCAAAACUGAUGACCUUGAUAAAGAUGAAAGCCAUUUCCUCGCUCCUGCUGUAGUAUAUGGAUUUAGUUUUACUAUAAAGGAAUGGGGCUUGUUCGAAGUCUCCAAAUUUUCGGAUAUUAUUUUUGAUUCUGAUGCUCUAGAUCAUAUUGUAAUGCCUCAAAAUAAGAAAAAUAUGCUUGAAGGGUUAGUGAGUCAAUAUCGUGAUCCAGCCCAUACAAUUAACGGACUUGUAAAUGGUGUAAAUGGUGUAAAUGGUAUAAAAAUGCCAGAGAAAUCUUUAGAUCCCAUUACCAAUAAGGGUAAUGGAUGCAUUUUCUUAUGCUAUGGUCCACCUGGUACCGGAAAAACUUUGACGGCUCAAAGUGUAGCCGAGUAUCUAAAACUACCAUUAUGGAUACUUACAGUACGUGAACUUGGAUCAACUCCUGAAUUACUAGAAAGAGAGUUAGUCAAAGUUCUAGAUAUUGCUUAUACAUGGAAGGCUGUCAUUUUACUCGAUGAAGCCGAUAUUUACCUCGAAAAACGUAACACGAUUGAUCUUGUUCGUAAUACAAUGGUUGGAAUAUUUUUGCGUGUCAUUUUCUUGACAACAAAUCGGGUUAUAAGCUUUGAUGAUGCGCGUGCCGAUCUGCCUCUCAAUGCUGAUGAUUUUGCUGAUUACGAUUUGAAUGGUCGUGAGAUCCGUAAUGUUCUUCACGCUGCACGAUUGUUGGCUAAGAAUAAAGGUAAAACGUUGUCUGCAGAAAACGUAAUUGAUGUUAUAAGCAUUGUUCAAGAAUUUAAGCAAGAAACUAGUGAAAUGAGUGAAGAUUGA
This is a messenger RNA of Racocetra persica, 950 nucleotides long. The record is from the annotation of a GenBank genome assembly. NCBI's taxonomy places the organism in Eukaryota, Fungi, Glomeromycota, Glomeromycetes, Diversisporales, Gigasporaceae.